This is a messenger RNA of Prorocentrum cordatum, 2301 nucleotides long. The record is from the annotation of a GenBank genome assembly. NCBI's taxonomy places the organism in Eukaryota, Dinophyceae, Prorocentrales, Prorocentraceae.
AGCCGUGCUGCUUUGAUGCGCGUGCCAGCGACGGGACCAGCUCUCACUCGGAGCAGGCUCGGGUCUCGCCGGCGAUGGGCGACCGCCGGCGCGGAGAGGAAGACCCCGCCCACGAGGGGCUUGCCCGCUCGAGCCCAGACCUCCCCCUCGAGGCAGAGCAGGCGCCAGACAGCUCCAGCGGCGCCCUGCGGAGGAGGCGGCUGUGGAAGGUGCCGGCGCCGAACGGACAGGGCGAGAGGAUCCAGCGCGUCGCCCGCGCCCCUCGGCAACUCGGGCGCGGACCUGGGCCCCGUGCUGAGCGCGCUGCGGGAGCAGGCCGCCGUGCUCGCCGAGAUCCUCGACCGGCUGCCGCCAGCGCGGGGGGACCCUUGCGUUGGGCGGGGCCCCUGCGCCAGAUACGCCCAGGCUGCCGGGAGCUGGGAGGAGCAGUCGGGCAGCAUCAACCUGCGGCAAGACUCGGUGCAGCUGGAGGUGGCACAUGUAGGGUCGGACGAGUCAAUGCACGCUCUGCCCGCAGCAACCCGGAUGCUGUCCACGCCGUCCACUCCGUCCGCCGCGAGAGGGAAGCCCCUGAAGUCCAAGCUUGCAAGCCGCCGCAGGUCACCCAGCAGCAGGCCAUCGAAUCGCAUCAGCAGGUCCAUCCGCCGGGUUGUCGCGUCGCCGACCUUUGACAUAGUUUUCGGCGCACUGAUUCUUCUCAACACCAUCAUCAUGGGCGUCGAGGAGCAGUACAUGGGUUCUCAGGUGGGGUACGAGCUGGGCUUCUAUACUCAUUAUGGCUCUCCCCAGUUUGGAGAUGGAGAUGGUGUUCUUCUUGGCGGUGAUCGCCAUGUGUUCCGCACUGCUGAAAUCGUGUUUGCUGUUAUAUUUUCGUUCGAGGUGAUCCUGCGGAUGGCAGGACUUGGGUGGCAUUUCUUCAGGCGACCUUCCGAGCAUUUUGACCUGGCAGUGGUGGUUUUGUCGGACCUCAGCAUCAUAUUCAGCAGCAUCGAGACUCCCAUCAACAUUCAGCUGCUGCGGCUCCUUCGGGCCACGAAGCUGCUGCGAUUGGUGAAGCUGAUCAGAACCAUCGAAGGGUUCGAUGCGCUUCACCUCAUGAUGACAGCGCUCGGCGCCUCUGCCUGGGCGCUCUGCUGGUCCAUCCUGCUCCUGCUCUUCAUACAGGUGUUCGUCGCCAUGAUCGUCACGAACGUGUUCCGUUCGGCGUACCUUGACGCGCCGACCGACUUGUCCGAGGAGGUCCGACUGGAGUUGUUCGAGUACUUCGGGACGUUCUCCCGCUCCAUGAUGUCGCUCUUUGAGUUGGCAUUGGCAAACUGGCCGCCUAUUUGCCGCUGGCUCAUGGAAAACCUGCAUGAGGGGUUUAUGCUCCUUGCGAUUUCCUUCAAGCUUGUAAUGGGCAUUGCUGUCAUCGGGGUAAUCCAGCUGCUCUUCAUUCAGGAAACUAUUAAAGUAGCGCAUACCGACGACGAUAUCAUGCUCAGGGCGAAGCUGAGGGCCUCCAAGCAGCACCAGCGUAGGAUGGAGGACCUGUUCGCCAUAACGGACGCGGACCACAGCGGGCGGAUCCAGAGGAGCGAGCUGCGCAGAAUAAUGGCGGACAAGAGCAUCGCCAUGUGGCUUGCCUCCAUGGACUUGGAUCCCACCGACUCGGACACGCUGUUCGACCUGCUGAAGGGCCCACCAAAGGACGAGGCGAUAGACAUCAACGAGCUGAUCACGGGUAUCAGCCGCCUGCAGGGUGCCGCACGGGCCAUAGACAUGCGCAAGUUGCUGAUGCACGCAGACCGGCGGCACCUCGCGGGCCUUAAGAGCUGAGUUCCGAUGGGGGGGAGCAGACUGACCAUGACCAAGAUGUCGCGGGGAGUAGUCGACGCCGAUCUUGGUCAUGGCCCACGUCGGCCGUCGCCGACUCGCGCGGCUGAUCUACGAAUCAGCGCCGAUCAAGACGGACGGUGACCAAGAUCGCGACGACGUGUCCGCGUACAGUCGGGGGUUCCCUAGGUCAACGCCUCGACUGUACCUGGGCUUGGGAGCCACGUGGGGCCGACUUCCUCUUUCCGCCCUCCGCUGGCCCAAGCUUGGGGGGCUGCUCGGCGGGCCCGGUUGGGCUGCGCGACAGGGCCCACUGGCCGACCCAGUCUCGGGCCGACCCAGGAUUUAGCGCGUGGUGCCCGAGGGCGCUGGCCAGGAGGGGGUUGAGAGCGAGGGAGAUGGCCAAUUGCCGUGGACCACAGUGCCAAUGAGCAUCUGUGCCUUGUUCCGGAGCGGCUCACUGCGCGGGGAGCGCCUCGCUGCAAC